This is a messenger RNA of Ornithodoros turicata, 1262 nucleotides long. RefSeq names its product caspase-7-like. The record is from RefSeq and is a predicted model, not a curated record. The transcript is spliced from 7 exons. Lineage: Eukaryota; Metazoa; Arthropoda; Arachnida; Ixodida; Argasidae. Gene Ontology annotation, biological process: proteolysis. Gene Ontology annotation, molecular function: cysteine-type endopeptidase activity. The coding region runs from base 57 to 1205 and encodes 382 amino acids.
GAAGCUAUGGGGCGGGCGAGGUCGCGCCAAAAAAACACGGUCUUGAGGGGAUUACGAUGAUUCCUGAGAGGGACGCGACCGUCGGUUCUACUUUUCUUUCAGUAGGAGGCAGCGAACAAGCGGCCAUUCGUAGAAACAAGCUGUCCCCUAGCGAUCUGUUUCGCUUUCGGUCUGUCUACGAACGUCAUGAUGACGUUUCUCGGAUAGAGGCUUAUUGCGACUUGCGAAGUCGCUCCCUCUGGAGAAAGAAACACGGCGCUAAGAUGUCGGCGAGUCGGGACGCUAUUCCUUACAAGGAACCCUCGGGGUCACUGGGUGCAUCAGGGUCGUCCAUAUCUACGCCGGUACGCAAGGAAGGUACAGGGCGUAAAACACGUUUGGAUGAGAGGUACGAAUUGAACAGCUCUGUACGGGACGAAAGAAAGAACAUCUGUCUCAUCGUCAACGUUGAAGCGUUUGACAAGCGUUCGUGUCGAAGUGGUGCCGCAGAAGAUACGAAGAAAGUAUGCGCUUUGUUCGCCGAACUUGGAUUCACAUGCAUGUUGGCCAAGGCCCCCUCCAAAGAAGAAGAAGACGGAGUCGUGAACUACACAGAGACCGGCCAGGAAGCCACAGAUAGACCUGGCAAUAGGCUUACGAGCAGCGACAUAGACAAGGCAAUAAAAGAUGUAAAGGAAAGGAUUGACCCCGAAUCCGAUAUCUUUGCUUUUUGGAUCAUGAGUCAUGGUAAGAAAGGCCACAUAGUCGGCAGUGACGAGAAAGAAGUAUCCCUGGACAGUAUCCUGCGGGAAUUUAGUGCAGCUAACUGCGAGAAGCUCAAAGGGAAACCGAAAUUGUUCUUCGUUCAGGCCUGUCAGAACACUGGUAGAGAAGCGGAUAUGUGCUGGAACUACGACAUUAAACUACCCGCUCACUUUUUUGUGGGGUUCGCCGCUCCUCCUGGAUAUGUGUCCUACCGAGAUCCCACAGAGGGAUCGCCCUACAUUACAGCCAUUGAUAAAGUUUUCAGAAGUUGUCUCGAGACAACAUGCAGUAGUGUGGACUUAACCAAGGUAAUGACCCAGGUGGGAAAAGAAGUAGCCCUGAAUUUCAGAGCAGAAGAGGAUGGUGAGGAAAGUGUACAGAUGCCCUGCUAUGUGUCUUCACUCGUCGGGAAAGUUUCUCUUUCCAAGUCGACUGUUUCAUAUUUAGCAGUACAGUGGUAGCAAUAAAUUGGCAUGUGACGCUCAUUGAGAAUAAGACUCACAUGCAAACUUCUCUGC